This is a messenger RNA of Colletotrichum siamense, 1089 nucleotides long. RefSeq lists its product as uncharacterized. The transcript is spliced from 2 exons. The coding region runs from base 1 to 1089 and encodes 362 amino acids. The record is from RefSeq and is a predicted model, not a curated record. NCBI's taxonomy places the organism in Eukaryota, Fungi, Ascomycota, Sordariomycetes, Glomerellales, Glomerellaceae.
AUGGCGGAGUUGGAGAGACGCAAGGCCAACCGGGAACAAUUCGCGCCUGUGCCUCCUCACCCGCAUGCGGCAGAUACUGAUCCGCGAACUUACUCAUGGGAGCAUAUUGACCUCAGCGAAAUCAAGGCCUUGCCUGUUCUGAGGUCAAUUUUCAACGACUUGACCCUGAAGAGGCCUAAUCUGAAGGACGCCUCGAUUUUCAAGGCUAAAUUUGAUAGCUGCCUGCAAGACACGUUCGAUCUCCUCCACGGCGCCAAGAUAUACACGACCGGCACUUCAUACCUCGUGUAUAUAACACUCAAGAUAAUAUGGGUUCGAGAGACUGGCGGAAACUGGGCGGCCAUGGGCUGGAGGACUCCGAUAAACUACCUCUUCCUGCUCGACCUGCGCUACCAGACGUACCUAGAAGCUUUCCACCCCGAGGAUGCGCCAAGUCGACAAGAGGCUGGAUUCUUCGCCCAGGGUGCAGAGCCAGACAUUGCUGCAGACCAGGAGUCUCGAUUAGACAUCUGGGACGCCCAGGGACUCAGCAGGGACCUCCUAGCUUUUGGCGAGAAGCCAUUCGAGGUUUUCUUCCCCAACGGCAACAUCCCGCAGUUCUUUGCAAAGGAUGCCCUGAAGGGCGCCAACCUCUACGUCGACCCGAGGCUCGCCAUAGGCCGGAACGUGCGCAACAACAAUAAGCUGUACCUGGUUGUCUACAGAUUGACAAGGAAUGGACUUUCCAGCCCGAACGACAAAGCUCUCUUCCACGCAUACGCUGAGGCCUGGGGUUGUCUACGAGCGUACCGUACCAAGAUCGAUGGUGGUAUUUUCCACUCGCUGGGCGACCACUUCAGAGACUACUAUGGCCAGCUGGAAGUGGACGUGACGAUAAUGGAGCUGGAUGACCUGUGCGAGUCAAACAUGGAGCCCUCGAUUGCUGAACCUGUCAACACAAACGGCAAGAAAAGGCAGCAGCUGCAUGAAACGAGCAACUGCGGUGAUGAUGACAUGGACUGGCCGAUGCAGGUCGACGGCGAGUGGAUGGGGGAGCAGGGGGAGCCCAAGAAGCGCAAGGGCGUGAACGGCCUGGCUCACGCUCCGUAG